Elephantulus edwardii (Cape elephant shrew) is the source of this 1488-nucleotide messenger RNA. RefSeq names its product glycoprotein VI (platelet) (gene GP6). The transcript is spliced from 11 exons. The coding region runs from base 1 to 1488 and encodes 495 amino acids. The record is from RefSeq and is a predicted model, not a curated record. NCBI's taxonomy places the organism in Eukaryota, Metazoa, Chordata, Mammalia, Macroscelidea, Macroscelididae.
AUGGUCUCCAAGAGCAUCAUCGUCUUCUGCCUUGUGCUCUGCCUGGCCCAGGGGAUUCAGGUGCAGAGAGGAGUAUUCCAGGACAGACCCUCUCUGAUGGCUCAUCCAGGCCCACAUGUGACCUCAGGAGGCAAUGUGACCCUCCUUUGUCAGGUAGCUUCUGACUAUGACGUCUUCCAUCUGUUCAAAGACGGAGCAGAUGCUUUGUCGCAGGACUAUUCCAGUCAGGACAAUCAGGUCUUCUUCCUUUCCUCUGUCACUCGGGCCCACGAGGGCAGCUACACGUGCUACUGUUCUAGAAGGAACAAGCCCCUCCUCUGGUCACUGCCCAGCAAACCUCUUGACCUUUUGGUCACAGAUGCUGCCUUGAAGGACAUUCAACUGGAAGAAUAUCAACAGAUGGACACACAGGUCUCCAAGGCGGAAAAGCCUAGAGAAGUGACCUAUGCCCAGUUGCAGGAAGAAGCCCUUAUUGGAAGGAUGGAGCCACUGUCCUCGUAUUCCCUCCGGGAUGCCUCCAAAGAGCCUUUGCCCCUCCCCAAGCCCUCGCUCCGGGCCUCCCCCAGCACCCUGGUUCCUUUGAAGCAGUCGGUGAUCAUCCAGUGCAAGGGGCCUCAGGAUGUGGGUCUACUGUACCGCCUGGAGAAGCUGCACCCCAAGUCGUAUUCAGACGAGUCGUUCCUCUAUAUCCCCGCCAUGAAGCAGAGUCACGCCGGACAGUACCGCUGUUCCUAUCAGAACGGGAGCGCCUGGUCUCGACCCAGCGACCUGCUGGACCUCAUUGCUACCGGGGUCUACUCCAAGCCCACGCUCUCAGCUUGGCCCAGCACGGCGGUGUCCACCGGGCAGGAUGUGACCCUGCAGUGUCAGGACCCUUACGGCCACCACCACUUCGCUCUGUACAAGGAGGGGGACUCGGGGUCCACCCGGAGCUCUGAUGUGUGGUACCGGGCCAGCUUCCCCAUCAUCACAGUCACAACCGCCCACAGUGGCACCUACCGCUGUUACAGCUUCUCCGGCGACAGGCCCUAUCUGUGGUCACACCCCAGCGAUCCCCUGCAGCUCGUGGUCACAGGAACAUCUGUGACCCCGAGUUUGUCACCCACAGAACCACCUUCUUCUGUACCAGAAUUAUCAGAAAGCUCCAGUAAACUGAUCGUCUCACCUAAGAGGAAGGAAUACACAACUGGGACCUCUAGGAGCGUCACUACCCUUCCAGGAGGGUCAAAUUCUCCAACCGGUCUCGCCCUCCAGAACUACACCAAGAGCAACGUGAUCCGGAUAGCCCUCGGGGCCGCGAUCCUUCUCUUCUUGGUGGGGAUCCUGGCGGAAGAUUGGCACAGCCGGCAGACACUCCUGACCUACAGGGCCAGAGCCAUCCAAAGGCCACUCCCACCACUGCCACAGACCCUGAAACCCCACGUCGGCCUGGUCAAGGGGCAGCCGUAUGGCUACAGUCCCGAGUGCCGCCAUCAGGACCCCAUCUAA